Cebus imitator (Panamanian white-faced capuchin) is the source of this 706-nucleotide messenger RNA. RefSeq names its product 28S ribosomal protein S28, mitochondrial-like. Gene Ontology annotation, cellular component: mitochondrial small ribosomal subunit. The record is from RefSeq and is a predicted model, not a curated record. Bases 28 to 588 code for a protein of 186 amino acids. The transcript has a single exon. NCBI's taxonomy places the organism in Eukaryota, Metazoa, Chordata, Mammalia, Primates, Cebidae.
UUGGAAAAGGUCAGAGGUAAAGCAGUCAUGGCGGCGCUGUGUCUGACCCGUGCUGUGGCUGCCGAGAGACAUUUUCCGCGAAUGUUUCUCUUCUUUAGGCCCUUUCGGGGCGUAGGGACUGACAGCGGAUCCGAAAGUGGGAGCUCCGAUGCCACGGAGCCUAAGACGCGCCUAGGCAGCUUCGCAAGCACCUUGGAGCGGCACUCGGAUGUACCGCAGAAGGUGGAGCCCAGGCGGGGCUCUCCAAAAAAUGUAGAAUCCUUUGCAUCUAUGCUGAGACAUUCUCCUCUUAUACAAAUGGGACCUGCUAAGGAUAAACUGGUCAUUGGACGGAUCUUUCAUAUCAUGGAGAAUGAUCUUUACAUAGAUUUUGGUGGAAAAUUUCAUUGUGUAUGUAAAAGACCAGAAGUGGAUGGAGAGAAAUAUCAGCAAGGAACCAAGGUCCACUUGCGGCUCUUAGAUCUGGAACUUACAUCUAGGUUCCUGGGAGGAACAACAGAUACAACUAUACUAGAGGCUGAUGCAGUUCUCUUAGGACUCCUGGAGAGUAAAGACUCCAAAUCAAAAGAGGAACAUCAUGAAAAAUAAAUGAACUUUGCCCAGUGGAUUCACUCUUUUGAUGAAGUCAGAUAUUCAUCAAGAAUGCAAUUAGAAAAUUGUGAAUAAAUGAUUGAAUGAAGAUAUAAUAAAUAAAAGCUAUAAUUAU